UUUUGUUCAGUUUUGUUUUCGGAGAGCGCGCGCGAGGCGGUCGUAGAGACCUGGGAGGAAGAUGUCAAACGUGCGAGUGUCUAACGGGAGCCCGAGCUUGGAGCGGAUGGACGCCAGACAGGCGGAGUACCCCAAGCCCUCCGCCUGCAGGAACCUCUUCGGCCCGGUCAACCACGAAGAGUUGACCCGGGACUUGGAGAAGCACUGCAGAGACAUGGAAGAGGCAAGCCAGCGCAAGUGGAAUUUUGAUUUCCAGAAUCACAAGCCCCUGGAGGGCAAAUACGAGUGGCAAGAGGUGGAAAAGGGCAGCUUGCCCGAGUUCUACUACAGACCCCCGCGGCCACCCAAAGGCGCCUGCAAGGUGCCGGCGCAGGAGAGCCAGGAUGUCAGCGGGAACCGCCAGGCGGUGCCUUUAAUUGGGUCUCAGGCAAACACAGAGGACACACAUUUGGUAGACCAAAAGACUGAUACAUCGGACAACCAGACGGGGUUAGCGGAGCAGUGCCCUGGGAUAAGGAAGCGACCUGCUACAGAUGAUUCCUCUCCUCAAAACAAAAGAGCCAACAGAACAGAAGAAAAUGUCUCAGACGGUUCCCCGAACGCGGGUUCAGUGGAGCAGACGCCCAAGAAGCCUGGCCUGAGAAGACGUCAAACGUAAACUCAUCGAAUUAAGAGCACGUUUCCUUGUUUAUCAGAUACAUCACUGCUUGGUGAAGCAAGGAAGAUAUAAAUUAAAAAUUUUAAAUACAUAUCGCUGACUCCAUGGAGUGGACAUCCUGUAUAAGCACUGAAAAGCAACAACACAAUAACACUAAAAUUUUAGGCACUCUUAAAUGAUCUGCCUCUAAAAGCAUUGGAUGUAGCAUUGUGCAAUUAGGUUUUUCCUUAUUUGCUUCAUUGUACUACCUGUGUAUAUAGUUUUUACCUUUUAUGUAGCACAUAAACUUU
Molecule: messenger RNA, 948 nt
Organism: Felis catus (domestic cat)
Lineage: Eukaryota; Metazoa; Chordata; Mammalia; Carnivora; Felidae
Gene: CDKN1B
Product: cyclin dependent kinase inhibitor 1B
Biological process (GO): negative regulation of cell population proliferation; G1/S transition of mitotic cell cycle; regulation of cell cycle
Cellular component (GO): cytoplasm; nucleus
Molecular function (GO): cyclin-dependent protein serine/threonine kinase inhibitor activity; protein-folding chaperone binding
Source: RefSeq, marked provisional